Molecule: messenger RNA, 754 nt
Organism: Alosa sapidissima (American shad)
Lineage: Eukaryota; Metazoa; Chordata; Actinopteri; Clupeiformes; Clupeidae
Product: V-set and immunoglobulin domain-containing protein 1-like
Exons: 5
Coding region: 141-668 (175 amino acids)
Biological process (GO): T cell costimulation; negative regulation of T cell proliferation; cellular response to lipopolysaccharide
Cellular component (GO): external side of plasma membrane
Source: RefSeq, a predicted model, not a curated record
UUAUGUUUCUUUUUUGCUUUGUGUAGAGAUGUUUCUCUUUCUAUGUGAGACGUGAACGUGUGUCCAUUUGUGAAGAGGAAGUAAAUAUGCCUCAUCAGUGAUGUUUGUACGAGUCUUUUGUGUCAAAACCUCCUCUGAAGAUGAAGCUCUGCCUCUGUCUGCUUUACACAGUUCUGCAGGUCACUGUUGGUUGUAUAAUAUCUGAACCUGAAGAUGAGAUCAUCACCAGAUCCCCAGGAGAGUCUGUUCUCCUGUCCUGCUCCUGUACUGACCUGCAGAUCAAACCUGAUGAGAUUCAGUGGAGCGUUGUCACCAGUGACGAGACAGAGUAUCGUGAGUUGACUGGAGAUCUGAACCCAGAAGAAAUGAAGCGUUUCAGUGGUAGAGUCCAGACAUUCAGUGACAGUUCUCCAGGAAACGCAUCCCUGCUUCUGUCUAACCUGACUGAAGAGGACCACGGAGAAUACAUGUGUGAGAUUGAAAGUGGAACCAGAACAAUCACACUCAUCGUAUCAUACUCAGAACAUUCCAACACCACAGAACUUUUCAGGAUGCAUUUAUUCAUCCGCUUGGCUCUUUCUGCGCUUUUUGUGAUGGUGGGAGCAACUGCAGUCAUCUGCUCUUCAUGCAGAGCAAAGAAAAACGGGCAGAAAGCAAGAGGGUACUAAACAGUAUAAUCAAAGAUGACAUGAGUGUGUGAUGAACUCUGUUGGAGUGGACAGUAACCCUGCUUGACCAAUAGGCUACAGACCUG